AGUGUCAUGGAUGUGGAGUGCAUACUUGUAAGGAUGGCAGCAAGUAUGUGGGGGAGUUCAAGUGGGGUGUCAAGCAUGGGCUUGGUCAUUACCAUUUCAGAAAUGGAGACAUAUAUUUUGGGGAAUAUUUUGCUGACAAGAUGCAUGGUUUUGGAGUUUAUCAAUUUGGAAAUGGACACCGAUAUGAGGGAGCCUGGCAUGAGGGAAGAAGGCAGGGAUUUGGUACAUAUACUUUCAGAAAUGGUGAGACACAAUCUGGUCACUGGCAGAAUGGGGUUCUCGAGAUUCUUAGCGCACAAAACACCCAUCUUGGAUCCCCCUAUGCUGUCACUCAAUCCAGAGUCCUUAAUGCUGUUCAGGUAUCGUUCGUAUCAUUGUCUGGCCUCUAUCUGGCUUCACUAACAGUUGAUAUAUCAUUCCUUUGCUCUUUGCAUAAAACUUUCUGCCUGAAUACCAACAAGUUCACCUGAAAAUACACCAAAUUUUAUAGUUAAAAAUGAGGCAAGAUCAGUUUCCUAAGAAAACACAAAAGACCAAUAAAAAUUGCAAAAUAAUCAACCUCACAUUAAUACUCCGCCAACCAGACACAUAAUAAUUCAUUCUAGAGAUGCAAUAACCACCAUUAAGCUGCUCUUUACACUGAUCAGUUUAGUAAACUUUCAAGCCAAUGUGCAAGCACUAGAUUAGAUUGAUGCACAUUACCAUGCAAUUGAACAAAAUGUUGCAACAUGGUGGUUUAUAAUAAUAAUGCCACAUGAUAACUUCCAUUGUAUUUGUCAUACCACGGCAACAGUGGUGACUUAGAUGUCAAUUGAAAUGCUACCCGCAAUUGAAAAUCGUAAGUCUUCUAGCUACUGUAUGUUAAGUCAAUUUUAGAGUGCUCAGUAGCUAGUUUUUAAGUUUACAGAAGUGUUGCAAACAAACUGCAGUAGAAUUGGAAUCGGAUUGCAGUUGAAUUGCAUGAAAUAUGGCAUUGCAUUGUACUAGUAGUGUCAAAAAGAAAAUGUCAGUAAAAUCAUGUGCUGCUCUUAGAGCAAAUCAAGUACUUCCAUAGCAACUGUAGAAGAAACCACCCAAAAGACAAACACAUAGAAAGAAAUAAUGGAAUUUGAAAGACAAAAUACUACCACGUUCAUGCAGGGCCUAUUGAAUGGAUAGAUUGAUCAGUGUCUCGGAAACAGCUCCAUCGAGGGUAAAACCCUUCUUCAUCAUUUGAUCCCAUACUUUGCAAGCCUUAGAGAGCUUCUUUUCCCGUAUGAGCCCUUCAAUUAUCAAUUUGAAAGUUACCUCAUCUGGAGAGAAUCCUUUGGUCUCCAUUUCCUCGUAUAGAUGUUUGGCUUCAGUUACUCUGUUAGACUUGCAAAACUCGUUUAAUUAUGAGGGCAUUGUAUGAAAUCACAUCAGGAUUGAGCCCCUGAAUUAUCAUGUCAUCUAAAUUACUGACUUUCCCACUUUUGCAAAGAUGGUCAAUAAUUGUAGUAA
This is a messenger RNA of Durio zibethinus, 1482 nucleotides long. NCBI's taxonomy places the organism in Eukaryota, Viridiplantae, Streptophyta, Magnoliopsida, Malvales, Malvaceae. The record is from RefSeq and is a predicted model, not a curated record.